Molecule: messenger RNA, 1547 nt
Organism: Hydractinia symbiolongicarpus
Lineage: Eukaryota; Metazoa; Cnidaria; Hydrozoa; Anthoathecata; Hydractiniidae
Exons: 8
Coding region: 142-1485 (447 amino acids)
Source: RefSeq, a predicted model, not a curated record
GAUUUUGUAAAGAAAUUAAAAUUUCUUGGGAACUGUGUGAUAAUGUUUCAAAGAUAGUUGUAUUUGGAUACUUGUGCAUUUGUUUUGACGAGCAAAAGAAAUAUAACAUGUUUGUAACAUAAAUUUAACGUGGGGAAAAUUAUGUACGUAUUUAUUUAUAUCGUCUUCACGGCGACAGUAACGCAUGCGGACGCAAAUGUCACUGCAUCACCCAACCAAACGAACACAACAUCUACUGUAUCAACAACUAAAAUAACACCUAGUACAAGCAAUAUCCCGAAUCCCGAAACUGCAAAUCCGUUUUUGUUAAAGCUAUUCAAGUAUUCCGUGAGGGGUAGAGUAAAUGAAAGUUUUAUUGCUGACUUAAAGAAUGCAGACUCGCUGACCUUCAAACGGGCUUCAGAUAGAAUCAAUGCAGAGUUUAAACAACUAUUUGGUGGAUAUGGUCUUAAUGGAAGUUAUGUUCUCGGGUUCUCUUCAAAGAGUUAUGAUACAUUAUACGAUGCGUUACUGUAUUUUCAUGUUUCCUCUCAAAUUAACACAACUCAAAUCAAAAACGACGUGAACCGACAGAAAUCAUCAGUACUCGGUACCGUAGUGACAAAAGAAUUGUGCGCCCAAUACACCUGUACGAAUGCUACCCAAGGAACUUGUACUUACGUGGGAGGCGUGGCUAUAUGCAGUUGUAAAAUUGGAUUUCGUGGUAUCAGAUGUGAGGGAGCUUACACUGUCAAUGGGACUGUGUACAGUCAAUGGACAGAUUGGACACCCUGUACAAAGUCAUGUGACACAGGAGAACAAAAAAGACGAAGGGUAUGCAAGCCUAAACCAAUCAAUGGAGGCGUGUGUGUGAUUGGUCCGUACGAAGAGUUAGUAAAUCGAACAUGUAAUGCUAAACGCUGUCCCAGGAAACAUGACGAUGAUGACUACUACUUGGUUGCGUACAUCUGCGGUGGAGUGUUCCUGGCUGUUUUAAUCCUCCUCAUUGCUUUUUGUUGCACCCAUCAGUAUACGAAGUAUGGGGUAUCAGAUCCAAUGAAACAUGAAGAAAAGAAUAGAUCACCUAGGAAUCCACCAAUCAUUAAACGACCCUCGAAAUCGUAUUCAUCACACUCACCAUACAUACGAAGCGAAAAUGUCGUUCCUUUGCAUAAACUAGCGCCAACUCCACCCGAAACAAGUCCUCGCGAUAGCGGUUUCGAUAAUUUCGCGUAUCGAGAUCACGAGAAUAUCAGCGACAGUGAAGAAGUAUACAAACUUCAAAUCCAGAAGUUUUUGCAGCAAGCACCAGCUCUUCGACACAAUGUACUUUCUCGUAGCAACAGUUACGAUCGUGAGGGUAGCGUUAUUUCGGCAAAUUCGAGUCUUAGCCCUGCGAUUAUCAAUCGAAGUAAACCGCAACCAGCCGCUAGACCUAGACCGAGUGCGAUUGGACAAAAGAUUAUAGAUCGCGGUCCAUCUAGAUAUCAGUUAGUUAUGAUUUAAAUUUUAUAAAUAAUUUUAGUUUUAGUUUUUUUAAUUUUACUUUUCAACUAUAUCUUUCAUAA